This is a messenger RNA of Anthostomella pinea, 1938 nucleotides long. Lineage: Eukaryota; Fungi; Ascomycota; Sordariomycetes; Xylariales; Xylariaceae. The record is from the annotation of a GenBank genome assembly.
AUGGGUCGACACGAUCCCAAAGGCGGAUUCGUUUCGGGGGGCGGUGGCCCAAGCCGACCUGGAGGAGGGAAACCUCCCCAGGCUUGGACGGGGCAAACUCCCCAGGCCCCAAGCCUUUUGCCCUCCGCCCUCCCCCACGACCCCAGAGCGACGCAGCAGAGCCGUCUCGACGCAAUCACCGGCCAGAACGCGCAUCACGGUUUCAACAACGAACUCGACAUCAUGCAGCAAUACCUCGCCGACCUGAACCUCAGCGACGAGACUCCUGUCGACACAACCAAUCCCCAACUCACCUCGUACGACGCAUUGGACAAAGACUUCAUCGAGACGCAUGAUGGAGAGAAGCCCGAGAUGAUCAUCCCGGAGUCGCUCAAAGGUUUCGACAGCAAAGAGACCACGGCCGGCACCAAUGAGGAGGAGCGCGAGCAAGAGGAGAUCAACCGACUCGCGAAGCACCGAUGGGACCGCGAACCCUACGUGCAACAGAGAACCAUUGCACUCCGCAAUGCGCUCGCCAACCCUCCGGAAUCUCUCAAUGCACCCGCCGCGACGCAGCAUAGCUAUCCGAUUAUUGAGCGCAUUUUCAACGCUCCGAUCCUCGAGCCGCCCCAAAUCGAGGGAUUCGUGGUAGACCUGCGCGCGCUUCUCUUGGAAUACGGAAAGAGGAACGGUGGCACCCUAACACUGAACCUGCAGCGAGUUACAUUCUUCAAUGCAUCCGCGAGUCCCCGAGCCAAGGCUAUGCUCUCACUGAAGGACCGCGACUCACUCCGCAAGAUCUACAACAAUGGAACCGGAGGCAAUAAUCUCAUGACUUUCUUCGCAGAGGAUGGCCCCUUGACAUUCCAUCUGGUCAAGAUUCCCGACCAUGCGACCAAGACGCUGCAGUGGUGGGUCUGGUACGACAUACAGCAGCCUCUGGUAAACAUUGAUGGCAACGCACCCGACGAGCUGCGCGAUAACCCUCCGGCCCGUGUCGUCAUGGCUAUGCCCGCGGAAAUGACCACGCCCGGCAAGUGGCAGAAGGUCCGAAUUGCUAAGAAGACAGAGGUCCUUCGAGAGCUUGGAGCGCGAGGCGAAGAGAGCGACAACCCCUCGCAAGGAACCCGGGGAUGGGACAGCACUGCUGUCUGGACGAAGGGUGGUCUCCCACCUAUGCAGUUCUCCCCGGAGCCCGCAUGCAUCAGCCGUUUCAUCGAGGAAGGAGGAGACGACAAGUUCCUUGGUAUCCCCUACAUGGAGGCAUUCCCUAGCGAAGGCAAAAACGGUCUCACUGCGCCCGACAUGCCGUUUGCACACCAACGUUGGUGGAGUACUGUGCGCGAUGAGGUCAGCACACAGUCCAAGCGAUGGAAGGACAUGGUCGCACUCAUGAGAACGCACUCCCUCGGUAUCAAGGUCAUGGCAAAUGAGGCAGAUUACGCCGACUGGAAAGCGCAGGAGAGAGCAUGGAAGCCGCCCCAGAGUCUCCAAGACGCCCCCAACCUACGAGCGGGACCAUCGUCGGCAAAGGGAAAGCGAUCCGCGCAAGGCUCGAUGCUUCAGCGGAAGACGAACAUCAUGCGGCCUGGAACGAAAAAACUUUCUCAGUUGCGCAACGAGGUUCUGGCUGGUAACGUCGAGCCCGCUUCUAGCACCGGCCUUCCGCGUGGUACUCGUGAUUCUGCUUUGAGUCGUCCUCUUACCUAUGAUUCUCCCUCCAGCCGUGGUUCUUCCGCUGGCCGUGGUUCUCCCGCCGGCCGUGGUCUUUCCUCCAGCCCUGCAAUUUCCUCCAGCCCAGGUUCUCCCGCUGGCCGUGGAGCUUCUAUGACGAGUGAGCAACAAGCUGCCAACGAGGGAGACGGACAGAAGGAGUCUAGCAAGAGAUCCCUCGCAGACAGCCCCUCUGUCACCUUUCCAGCCAGAAAAAAGAAGAGCGAAAAGGAUAUGCAAGAGUAA